AUGACUGAUACUCAAUCUCUACUCUUCAAUUUGAACGUUCAAGAAUCAAAUUCAAAUGUUCAAUUGACGAGCCACAUCGAAGAAGCCCCAGCAGCACCGCGAGACAGUGACAUGGCCCUCCAGUUGACCUCCGUCAACGAACAGACAGCAGAGCUUCUCAAGACAACGGACCAUGUUCUUAUUCAACUCAACGAAGCAAAGCGCCUCCGAAAGCUAAAUGAUCCCAGUCUCGAUUCCAGUGAGCGAGAGUGGAUUGACUGUAUUAUUAAAGAUACCGCGGAUGCCGCCCAUGAUAUUGCGGUAAUUCUCGAGCCCGCUCGUAUUGACAGAGUAACGGGCAAUGGCAAACUCGGCCUGGGAAGACAACUACGAUGGUUGUACCGUGAUAAGCAACGGGCCCAAGAUAAAAAGAAUCGACUUUUGAUUUGCUAUCAGAGUCUUAUGAUGGUUCUCGGUCAUCUUCAGCGGGUAACUCUGCCAAUGGAGAUGACCAGAACUGGAUUGGUUCAUGAGCUUGGGGCCGAAGUGCCCUCAAUGUUUAUACAUGAUUCGAUCGAUCGUCAACGAUCUAAAUCGGGCAUUUGUGAAGUUACAGAUGAACCAGCCAGCCCAGCCAGUCCAAAUGAUGAGCUGCGGGACAUGUUGACAUGGCGUCGGUCAAAGGGAGUACAGGCGUAA
Messenger RNA from Penicillium soppii, 678 nucleotides. RefSeq lists its product as uncharacterized. Lineage: Eukaryota; Fungi; Ascomycota; Eurotiomycetes; Eurotiales; Aspergillaceae. The record is from RefSeq and is a predicted model, not a curated record. The transcript has a single exon. The coding region runs from base 1 to 678 and encodes 225 amino acids.